Molecule: messenger RNA, 1837 nt
Organism: Ricinus communis (castor bean)
Lineage: Eukaryota; Viridiplantae; Streptophyta; Magnoliopsida; Malpighiales; Euphorbiaceae
Product: putative F-box/LRR-repeat protein At5g54820
Exons: 4
Coding region: 50-1669 (539 amino acids)
Molecular function (GO): protein binding
Source: RefSeq, a predicted model, not a curated record
AGAUCAAACCACAGUUCUUCAAUAACUCUCGUCGCAACAAAUAUCAAAGAUGGAAACCUUUGGCGGAAGCAGUUCUAGCAGCAGUAACGACAAGGAUAAUACUGUUGACUGGAAAAGAGUCGCAGACACUACUUCUGAAGGCAUUGAUUACAUAAGCAAUCUUCUAGAAGUACUUAUACUUCACAUUCUCUCUUUUCUGCCUUUGAAGCAGUGGAUUGUAGUCAGCCUCCUAUCAAGACAGUGGAAAUAUCUAUGGACAAAAAUUUCGAUCCUAAAUCUCAAUGAAAUUGAGAUUAUCAGUAACAUCAUGAAAAAGGAUAUAUUCUGUCCCCUAUGUGGUGACAUACCUAGCUCCUACCGAUGCUUGCACCACUCAAGAUACGCAGCAAGAAGCAAAUUCGUGGAGUUUGUGGAUCGAAUGCUCCUUUUGCACUCAGGGUCAGUGAUUGACACUAUGAGGCUUUCUUUCCUGUAUGAUUUUCAUGAUGGAUAUAACCAAAGGAUCGACACUUGGGUCCGUUAUGCCUUGGCAAGCAACGUCAAAGAGCUUGAAUUAAACUUCAGUGAUGCAGAACAUUUCCAAUUCUUUGAUCAGAAAGGAUUAACAGUAAGGCAUCCCGACCCACCUCGACCGUAUGAAUUGCCUUGUGGAUCUUUUGCACCAAAGAUAUUGAAAAGUUUCAUACUAACCUUUUGCAACUUCAGAACAUCCAAUUUUAAUGUAUUAAGCUCUCUUCAGAAAUUACAUUUGAAACAGCUCAAAGUCCUUGAUGGCUCCAUAGAAGAGAUAGCAUCUAAGUGUCCUGUCCUAGAAGAUAUAAUCUUGGAGUACUGUCUUAUUCCUGAUGGUUUUUUCGUGAGUAAGGAGGACAUAAAGAUCAAAAGACUUUCAGUGGUUCAUUGUGCAUCAAAUGAAAGGUUGCGUAUGAGUAUAUCAACUCCAAACUUAGUAAUGCUGAGAAUUAUAGGAGAAUGCCUGAACUCAGCAUCAAUUCAGAAGGCAACACAUCUUAUUGAUGCCCAAAUAGGUAUUUGUGUAAUAUAUACAAAUAAUGCAGACGGAGAUGCUCUAAACACACUGUUGAGAGGUCUGAGGCAUUGCCAAUCUCUAACUGUAAGCACCUGGAGCAUUCAGGUUCUGCCUAUUGAGUCAACACUGCAGCAACAACUACCAAUUCCACUUCGAAAAGUGAAGCACUUGAAACUGAUAGCAGCCAUCUCAAAGAAAGAACUGGCCAGAUUAUCUUGCCUAUUAAGGAGCUGCUCCAACUUGGAGAUUCUAACUGCAGUAUUAUCUGGACCUUUGGAUCUUCUUGGAUUCGAGCUUCCAAAUUCAGCCACAGACGACAUUUUUGAGCAAACCUUUUGGGAAUCACAAACUCUACCAUUCCCUUGCUUGCGAAACUCACUAAAGCAACUCACAGUAACUGGGCUAAUGGGAAGAAUCAAUGAGGUAGAAAUGAUCAUGUUCAUACUAAAGAACGCAGUAGCCCUUGAAAAGGUGAUACUAUUGCUUGCUGGACUAAACAAGUAUCUAUGCUACAGCCCAAAUGAAUUUGAAAGCUUCCAACAAAACUUAAACCAAAUCUACGACUUCAUAAGGACAUCCAUUCAAGCUGAAGUAUCAAUUUUCAUGGAGCCCCACCGCAACCUCCAUCAAGUUCCAUAAAUCCCCAUGUGAUCAAGUCUGUUCAUCUAAAAAAGAUUGCAGGAUGCCCUUUUUAUUUUCAUGCUUUCCUUUAUAAUGUCCCCUCUUGUUUUCCUUUAUUUAUGUAAGUUUAGUAUGGAAUGGAAUGCCAUCCAUUGCAUAAUAAAGUAUGGAACGCCAUACACAUUA